Messenger RNA from Lymnaea stagnalis (great pond snail), 186 nucleotides. The record is from the annotation of a GenBank genome assembly. NCBI's taxonomy places the organism in Eukaryota, Metazoa, Mollusca, Gastropoda, Lymnaeidae.
CCGAUACUUAUCAUAUUCGGCACGGUGGGAAACGUCGUCUGCAUUGUGGUCAUGAGCAGACGUGAGAUGAGAACCGCUCAAACUUCAGUGUAUCUCCUGGCCUUGUCCGUGGCAGACAUCUUGGUCUUGAACACGGGUCUUAUGAGACAUUUUAUCAAUGAGGUCGGUGGCUUCGAUGUCAGGUGA